Messenger RNA from Strongylus vulgaris, 378 nucleotides. Lineage: Eukaryota; Metazoa; Nematoda; Chromadorea; Rhabditida; Strongylidae. The record is from the annotation of a GenBank genome assembly.
AUCGCUGGAGAUCUACAAAAUAUGAACAGACAUUGGAAUAUGGAUCGCGUUUUCCAGGAAACGAGGAAAAUUGUAGGAGCAAUUUUGCAGGUGAUAACAUAUCAAGAAUUCCUUCCAGCACUAAUCGGACCAUUUUUCAACAGGCUUGUUCCGCCCUACGCUAGGUACAACCCAUCCAUUAAUCCUGGAAUAUUAAACGAGUUCGCUGCAGCAGCUUACAGACUUCAUGGAAUGAUUCAAGAAGGUUAUCCACUGAUAGGUCCCAGCUUUGAGAACAUUGGUCAAGUGUCUUUCAUCAGUGGAGUCGGAAGAAUCGAGCAAGUUCUGACAGCUAUCGACGCAAUGUACCGGUCAGUUGCACGUAACAGAAGAGUUUGA